This is a messenger RNA of Artibeus jamaicensis (Jamaican fruit-eating bat), 4787 nucleotides long. It is a transcript of the gene INPPL1, whose product is annotated as inositol polyphosphate phosphatase like 1. Bases 350 to 4132 code for a protein of 1260 amino acids. Gene Ontology annotation, biological process: phosphatidylinositol dephosphorylation. The transcript is spliced from 29 exons. The record is from RefSeq and is a predicted model, not a curated record. NCBI's taxonomy places the organism in Eukaryota, Metazoa, Chordata, Mammalia, Chiroptera, Phyllostomidae. Gene Ontology annotation, molecular function: protein binding; phosphatase activity.
GCGGGAGCCGAGGGGGGGCGGUGUGCGGCGGCAGAGGAUGGCCAUCUUAAGUGGCCGCUGAGAGACUAGGGCCGCUUCCCUCGGGAAGGGGGCAUCGAGCAGCCCAGGAGUUGAGGCCGGCGCUGCAGGCGGCGACGGCUGCACGGCAAACUAGGCGGGCUGCGCAGCGGAGAGCGGUGCCCGGAUCCCCCCACUGGGCCCGGUCGUCGAUCCUCAGGCCCACGGCCCGGGCCCAGCCCCAGCCCCAGCCCCAGCCCCAGCCCCAGCCCCUGCCCCUGCCCCUGCCCCUUGCGGGCCGGGGUAUGGCGCGGGGCGGUGGGCGCGGGCGGCGCUAAGCCCUGAGCCGGCCAUGGCCUCUGCUUGCGGGGCGCUGGGGCCGGGGGGAGCGCUGGGCAGCCCGGCCCCUGCGUGGUACCACCGAGACCUGAGCCGCGCUGCCGCCGAGGAACUGUUGGCCCGGGCAGGCCGCGAUGGCAGCUUCCUGGUCAGAGACAGCGAGAGUGUGGCAGGCGCCUUCGCGCUCUGCGUCCUGUAUCAGAAACAUGUGCACACCUAUCGAAUUCUACCUGAUGGGGAGGACUUCCUGGCUGUGCAGACCUCGCAGGGUGUGCCUGUGCGCCGCUUCCAGACCCUGGGCGAGCUCAUUGGCCUGUACGCCCAGCCCAACCAGGGCCUCGUGUGUGCCCUGCUGCUGCCCGUGGAGCGGGAGCGAGAGCCAGACCCACCAGAUGACCGCGAUGCCUCAGAUGGGGAGGAUGAGAAGCCCCCGCUGCCCCCACGCUCUGGCUCUACCACCAUUUGUGCCUCUGUGGGGCCCAGCAGCCCCCAACCAGCCCCUGAGACCCCCGCAACUCCAGCUGCUGAGAGUGCUCCCAAUGGGCUGAGCACUGUCUCACACGAGUACCUGAAGGGCAGCUACGGGCUGGACCUGGAGGCUGUUCGGAGCGGAGCCAGCAACCUGCCCCACCUCACCCGCACUCUCGCCACCUCAUGCCGGAGGCUGCACAGUGAGGUGGAUAAGGUCCUGUCUGGCCUGGAAAUUCUGUCCAAGGUGUUUGACCAACAGAGCUCGCCCAUGGUGACCCGCCUUUUGCAGCAGCAGAACCCACCACAGACUGGGGAACAGGAACUGGAGAGCCUGGUGCUGAAGCUCUCCGUGUUAAAGGACUUCCUGUCAGGCAUCCAGAAGAAGGCCCUGAAGGCCCUACAGGACAUAAGUUCCACAGCACCCCCGGCUCCGCUGCAGCCAUGCACACGUAAGGCCAAGACCAUCCCUGUGCAAGCUUUUGAGGUAAAGCUGGAUGUGACCUUGGGUGAUCUGACCAAGAUUGGGAAGUCGCAGAAGUUCACACUGAGCGUGGAUGUGGAGGGCGGGCGGCUAGUGUUGCUGCGGAGACAGCGAGACUCGCAGGAGGACUGGACAACCUUCACGCAUGACCGCAUUCGCCAGCUCAUUAAGUCUCAGCGUGUCCAGAACAAGCUGGGCGUUGUGUUUGAGAAGGAGAAAGACCGGACACAGCGCAAGGACUUCAUCUUCGUCAGUGCCCGGAAGCGGGAGGCCUUCUGCCAGCUGCUGCAGCUCAUGAAGAACAAGCACUCAAAGCAGGAUGAGCCUGACAUGAUCUCUGUCUUCAUAGGCACCUGGAACAUGGGAAGUGUGCCACCUCCGAAAAAUGUGACAUCUUGGUUCACAUCGAAGGGAUUGGGGAAGACCCUGGAUGAGGUCACAGUGGCCAUACCCCAUGACAUCUAUGUUUUUGGGACCCAGGAGAACUCGGUGGGUGACCGAGAAUGGCUGGACCUGCUACGCGGGGGCCUCAAGGAGCUCACAGAUCUGGACUACCGCCCGAUUGCCAUGCAGUCGCUGUGGAACAUCAAGGUGGCUGUGCUGGUUAAGCCAGAGCACGAGAACCGCAUCAGUCACGUCAGCACAUCCAGCGUGAAGACUGGGAUUGCCAACACCCUGGGAAACAAGGGGGCUGUGGGUGUCUCGUUCAUGUUCAAUGGCACUUCAUUUGGCUUUGUGAAUUGCCACCUCACCUCGGGAAAUGAGAAGACUGCCCGGCGGAACCAGAACUACCUGGACAUUCUCCGGCUGCUCUCUCUGGGCGACCGCCAGCUCAAUGCCUUUGACAUCUCUCUGCGUUUCACUCACCUCUUCUGGUUUGGGGAUCUCAACUACCGCCUGGAUAUGGAUAUCCAGGAGAUCCUGAAUUACAUCAGCAGGAAGGAGUUUGAGCCCCUGCUCCGGGUAGACCAGCUCAACUUGGAGCGGGAAAAGCACAAGGUCUUCCUUCGAUUCAGUGAGGAGGAGAUCUCCUUCCCGCCCACCUACCGCUACGAGCGGGGUUCCCGGGACACUUACGCUUGGCACAAGCAGAAACCAACUGGGGUCCGGACCAACGUGCCUUCAUGGUGUGACCGGAUUCUCUGGAAAUCCUACCCUGAGACCCACAUCAUCUGCAAUUCCUACGGUUGCACCGACGAUAUUGUCACCAGUGACCACUCCCCUGUGUUUGGGACAUUUGAAGUUGGAGUAACCUCUCAGUUCAUCUCCAAGAAAGGGCUCUCAAAGACUUCAGACCAGGCCUACAUUGAGUUUGAGAGCAUUGAGGCCAUUGUGAAAACGGCCAGCCGCACCAAGUUCUUCAUUGAGUUCUACUCCACCUGCCUGGAAGAGUACAAGAAGAGCUUCGAGAAUGAUGCCCAGAGCAGUGACAACAUCAACUUCCUCAAAGUGCAGUGGUCGUCACGCCAGCUGCCCACGCUCAAGCCAAUUCUGGCUGACAUCGAGUACUUGCAGGACCAGCACCUCCUGCUCACAGUCAAGUCCAUGGAUGGCUAUGAAUCCUAUGGGGAGUGCGUGGUGGCACUCAAGUCCAUGAUCGGCAGCACAGCCCAGCAGUUCCUGACCUUCCUGUCCCACCGCGGCGAGGAGACAGGCAACAUCCGUGGCUCCAUGAAGGUGCGGGUGCCCACUGAGCGCCUGGGCACCCGUGAGCGACUUUACGAGUGGAUCAGCAUUGAUAAGGACGAGGCAGGAGCAAAGAGCAAAGCUCCCUCUGUGUCCCGAGGCAGCCAGGAGCCCAGCAGGUCAGGGAGCCGAAAGCCAGCCCCCACAGAGGCCUCCUGCCCGCUGUCCAAGUUAUUUGAAGAAGCUGAGAAACCACCACCAACUGGGAGGCCACCAGCCCCACCUCGAGCUGCUCCCCGGGAGGAGCCCUUGACCCCCAGGUUGAAGCCAGAGGGGGCUCCAGAGCCUGAAGGGGUGGCAGCUCCCCCACCCAAGAACAGCUUCAAUAACCCUGCCUACUACGUCUUGGAAGGGGUCCCGCACCAGUUGCUGCCACCAGAGCCACCUCCACCUGCCAGGGCCCCUGUCCCAUCUGCCACCAAGAACAAGGUGGCCAUCACAGUACCUGCUCUACAGCUCGGGCGCCACCGGCCACCCCGUGUGGGAGAGGGGAGCUCGUCUGAUGAGGAGUCGGGGGGCACACUGCCCCCUCCAGACUUUCCGCCCCCGCCACUGCCGGACUCAGCCAUCUUCCUGCCACCAGGCCUGGACCCUCUGCCAGGGCCAGUGGUCCGGGGCCGAGGUGGGGGUGAGGCCCGUGGCCCACCACCUCCCAAAGCCCAUCCAAGACCUCCACUGCCCCCAGGCCCCUCACCCACCAACACUUUCUUGGGGGAGGUAACCAGCGGGGACGAUCGCUCCUGCUCGGUGCUGCAGAUGGCCAAGACGCUGAGUGAAGUGGACUACGCUCCUGCAGGGCCUGGCCGCUCGGCGCUCCUGCCAGGCCCCCUGGAGCUGCAGCCCCCCAGGGGGCUGCCCUCAGACUACGGCCGGCCUCUCAGCUUCCCACCACCCCGCAUCCGAGAGAGUAUCCAGGAGGACUUGGCAGAAGAGGCCCCGUGCCCGCAGAGCGGGCGGCCCCCCGGAAUGGGUGAGGCAGGCAUGGGCGCCUGGCUGCGGGCCAUCGGCUUGGAGCGCUAUGAGGAGGGCCUGGUGCACAAUGGCUGGGAUGACCUGGAGUUUCUCAGCGACAUCACAGAGGAGGACCUGGAGGAGGCUGGAGUGCAGGACCCGGCUCACAAGCGCCUCCUUCUGGACACCCUGCAGCUCAGCAAGUGACAGUGGUGGCACUGAGAAGCUGCGAAUUUGGCACCCCUUCCCUCCCCCAAUGAAGACACACGUGGCCCCAGAGUUGAAAAGUUAUGAGGGGUGGGGCAGUACCUCUCUGCGUAUUUAUUGGGGAUCUGAGUCCCCCGCUGCCCAGUCAUUUUGGAAUGCCCUAAUUAGGACAUCCUGACCCUUGUCCUUUACACCCCGGGCACCAGAGAUCAGAUGCCCUGGUUAUUCUGGUGCUUUCCUUUUCUGAACCCCUCUUCUCAGCCUCAGGGGUGCCCGGGGGUCCAUUUGGGUACACCUGGGUCCCCACUUUCACCACUGUUUCCUCUGUCUGGCCUGAACCACAGCCAGAGGGGCGCAGCUAGGAUUUCUCCCCAACCCUCACUCUGGGGUGUCCAUCCGGAAAUGAAGGAACAGCCCCAGGACCGGGCUGGGGUUUAUUUAAGCUUUUCUCUGUGGGUUUAGGGAGGGUGAUCACGUUAAUAUUAUUGGGGCCUGUUGGAGGUGGGGGGGGGGGGUCAAUCUCUGCCAUAAAGUGCCAGUUUGCAUAGUUCUCGCUGUCUCCUGGUCUGUGUGUAGCAGCCUCUGUCGUCUUGCAGGCAGCCAGCCCGUCCCCAUCCUGGGAACUCAGAGGGGUUGCCAGCAUGAUGUCUCCAAU